ACGGUCGUUCUACUAUCCUCGAUUAACGUGUUCGCCGAGGAUGAUCCCAAAGAGGACCACAACAACCAUAAAGAGAGCAACGGUACCACGACGUCCAUUAAGACCGACCAUGACACUGUGGCCAGCAACGGGACAGAUAAAAUUCAAGGAAGUCGUAAAAACAGCAGCAGGGAACUCUCGCUUCCGAAAAGUGAAGACAUCGCUAAAAUAAUAUCCGAGGAUGCUACUGGUGAUGAAGAGACCCCAGAAGAAUUGCCAGAGUUUCACAAUAGACGCACCGAGGCAAUUACUAGGAGUUUGAGGAGCAAUAAAGAGAUGGUGGCUGCUCUGUUGGCUGAUUAUAAGUCUCAGGAUUUCGAUGAGUCUGGAGAGAGUCUACCUAUCUCGUUGCCACUGGAGAAUAAGUAUGAGAAUCGAUAUGAGAGCAACGAGAUUAGGAGACGUUCUGAUGUGAGUUCGCCAUUUGAGAACGUCGAGGAGGGUUUCACUUGUCCAUCGGUGAUAAAAUACGCCCGACCCCAGCUAGCCAGAGCAGCUUCCGGUAUAUGGAAGUACAUAAUAAACACCGGCGAGCAUACACAGACCCUACGAUUAGAGAAAUGCUCGAAUCCUCAGACUAGCUGCUCGUUCAUUUCUGAGAACUAUCGGUCCUCCUGCGUGCAGGUGUACAAUUAUCACAGGCUGUUGACUUGGGACAGCAAAUUGGGCCUUCAUAUGGACAUCUUCAAAGUACCGACUUGCUGUAGUUGCCACGUUCAUGGCUAUACUGAUUUAUUCCCACCGCAUCACAGCGACCCACCGCCUAGGGCCAAGGAAUCAUUCCCUGGGUCAGACUUUGCUACCACCGACCAAAAGGAUGAUUUUGAAAAUUCGCAUAAACUGAAUUACCUGAGCAAAUUUGCCAAUGGCUUCGACUCGACUCUUGAUUCGAGUAAUAAGAAGCCUACGAUAGACAGUGCGCCCAGUCGACCAACUUUCACCCUCCCCGUGAGGCCAAGACCGAAGAAGCCCUCGACGUCGAAUUCAAGACCGUUUGACAAACUGCCUCAGCAGCAUGCGCCAAAUACCAGGGCCCCAGGGUACACUGGGCCCUUAUUAAAAGGUUCCAGACCUACCAGAAAUAACAGACCCUAUCGAAGGGAAUCGACGUCUCAUAUUGAAGAACCGAGUGACACGAAUAAAACGACAUUG
Molecule: messenger RNA, 1191 nt
Organism: Ceratina calcarata
Lineage: Eukaryota; Metazoa; Arthropoda; Insecta; Hymenoptera; Apidae
Gene: NT1
Product: Neurotrophin 1
Exons: 6
Biological process (GO): central nervous system formation; innate immune response
Cellular component (GO): extracellular region
Molecular function (GO): Toll binding; growth factor activity
Source: RefSeq, a predicted model, not a curated record